AUGUGGUUGGUGCAAGUAACAGUUAUGUUGGAGCCGAACUUGACCUUGUUAGCUGAUAAAUUAAUAUAAAAAACUAAAUUCAAUGGAAUGUUAAAUUUAUUAGAAAGUAGUCUCCUAACUUUAUCUUUUAAACUAGAAGACACUGUAAACGCUAUUAUGUUUAGUAAAUUAAAUAUUUUGUAUCCUUCUAUUAUAAGUCCAAAACAGCUAUUUACAGAGUUUGUUAAUAAUUAUAGGUUUUUAGCUGAUCAAUUUCCUUUAAGUUUAACUUUAGAAAAUAUACACACUUUAUUGAAUGUUUCAGAAAUUGCGAGUUAUUAUAAUAAUAACAAAGUUGUAUUUGCCUUAAAAAUACCUUUAGUAAAUUCCAGGAGCUAUGAUUUAUAUCAUAACAUACCUUAUCCAGUUUCUGUAACGCAUGAUACUUAUACUAUGAUCAUUCCCUCUACUAAAUAUCUAGCUAUUAACAGAGAUAGAUCAUAUUAUAGUAAAUUAGAUAAUCUAAGUAGCUGUAAGACAAUAAAUAACCAGUACUAUAUAUGUGACAACCUAGAUACUUACUCGUGUGCCAGGACUUGGAUCUGAUCGGAUAUAAUCUCAAAAGCAUUAAAAUCUGUGCCUAGUAAUUGUAAGACCCAAUUUAUUUAAGGCCAACUAGAUAUUUGGCAAACAUUGGCUAACAAUACAUGGUUAUAUGUUAUUACAAACCCUUCCAAAUUGUCCAUAGACUGUAAAGCUUCCAAUACUGAAGUUAUCAUAUCAGGCACAGGCAUGAUAAACUUACCUCCGUAUUGUAUAGCCUUUUAUAAAGACUCAAGGUUAAUACCCAAAUAUUACAAAACAAUUAAGGUCCAAACAAUUUAAAUUAACUUUAAUCUAGUAAAUGACUCUUGUUGUAAUUCGGAAACAUUAUCGAAACUUGAGCCUCAAAUUCCCGUUUUAAAUCUUACUAAUAUUAACCUUGAUUCUAUAACGUCACGACGAAAUUUGGAAACCAGUCGCAUUGUCAAUAAUCUUGACAAAUUAAUUGAAAAACCACAUAUUGUUUUAUAUGGUGAAUAUUAUUCCUAUGUAACAAUAAUUAUAUUUGUUAUUAUUGUAAUAUCUCUUUUUGUUCUAUUUUGUAAGUUUAUAAAAUCGGGCAUUUGUCAUCGUCUCUUAAAUAGACAAGCUUUCAAAUGUAAUAUGGAAAAAGCUGAAGAGCUUACAGAAGUUGCUGCUAGUUCUUCCGACAUUUCCGCACCUAAAAUCCGUAAAUCCCUUGCAUAAACUUUACCUUUUAAGGAUAAGUUUAGUCAAAACCCUGGGGGCUGUUAUAUAUAUGUAAUGUAUACAUAUGAUAGUGCCCAACGGCUCUUUCUAUAUCCCUUGUCAGCACUUUUGAUAGUUCAUAAUAAUAAGAUGCUCUCUUUACGACAGUUCGAUUCCAUCAUCCGCGCGUGACACUUGCCCUAUUUACCGAGUCCUAAUGUAAUUAAAGUGUCCUUCAAUUUUCAUCUAAGUUUUA
Trichoplusia ni (cabbage looper) is the source of this 1507-nucleotide messenger RNA. RefSeq lists its product as uncharacterized. The record is from RefSeq and is a predicted model, not a curated record. Lineage: Eukaryota; Metazoa; Arthropoda; Insecta; Lepidoptera; Noctuidae.